Molecule: messenger RNA, 1507 nt
Organism: Populus nigra (black poplar)
Lineage: Eukaryota; Viridiplantae; Streptophyta; Magnoliopsida; Malpighiales; Salicaceae
Product: transcription elongation factor TFIIS-like
Exons: 3
Coding region: 176-1228 (350 amino acids)
Biological process (GO): transcription elongation by RNA polymerase II; DNA-templated transcription
Cellular component (GO): nucleus
Molecular function (GO): nucleic acid binding; zinc ion binding
Source: RefSeq, a predicted model, not a curated record
AUAUAUGUGUCGUCGUUAGCAAAUAACCACAGCAAAACACAUCAUAGAAAUCUUCAAACCCCAAAGCCAAGGCCUCUGGAGACAGACAGGGGCUUCUCUAAACUACACCCGCCGUCAAAAAUAUCAAAAACCCACCACUCUAUAGAUCCUUUUAUCCUGGCAGAAUCAAUUGAGAAUGGAGAGGGAGUUGGUGGAGUUAUUUGAUAAAGCAAAGAAAGCUGCAGAUGCUUCUCUCAAUGACGACACGUCGUCUAGUGGACCGGAGGUGUCUCGGUGUGUUGAUUCGUUGAAACAGCUCAGGAAGUUUAAAGUUACCAGUGAAAUUCUGGUUUCCACUCAGGUUGGGAAAAAACUUCGACCCCUUGCAAAGCAUCCUAAGGAUAAAAUCCGAGCUGUGGCCUCUGACUUGCUUGAGAAGUGGAAAAAGAUAGUCAUUGAUGAGACUAUGAGAAAGAAAAAUGGUAGCAUUGACAAUAAUAGUUCAGUAACUGCUGAGGUAUCAAAAUCAGCGACUGUCAAAGUUGAGAAGCUUCAAAAGACUAGUAUGGUAAAGGUUUCAACCUCAGAAACUGUCAAAGUUGAGAAGAUGGAUCAGGAUAAGACUGUCAAGGUUGCGCAGACAUGCAAGGAGGAAAUCCAGACUUCAAGUGUGAAGAAACCAUCACAAGCACCUACUGGUCCACCAAAGCUGAAGACACUGGUUAAAUGCAAUGAUGCUUUACGCGACAAAAUUCGUGAACUUCUUGCAGAGGCUUUGUCCAAAGUUGCCAGUGAAGCUGAUGAGGACAUUAGGGAUGAAGUAGAGGCAUGUGACCCAAUCCGAGUUGCUGUCUCAGUAGAAUCUGCAAUGUUUGAAAAGCUGGGUCGGUCAAAUGGAGCUCAAAAAAUGAAGUACAGAUCCAUAAUGUUCAACAUCAAGGACCAAAACAACCCGGAUUUGAGGAGAAAAGUUCUUCUUGGACAGGUUCAACCACAGAGGCUUGUUACAAUGCCCCCUGAAGAAAUGGCAAGUGAACAACGGAAACGUGAGAAUAACCAAAUUAAAGAGAAAGCAUUGUUUGAUUGUGAACGAGGUGGUCAAGCGGAAGCCACAACUGAUCAGUUUAAGUGUGGUCGUUGUGGACAGCGCAAGUGCACUUACUAUCAGAUGCAGACCAGGAGUGCCGAUGAACCUAUGACAACUUAUGUAACAUGUGUAAACUGUAACAACCACUGGAAGUUCUGCUAAUCUGAUCUUAGGUAGGACUGCUCUUCUGUAGAACAGGUAUGGAGCUGGUUAUCUGGGAAGCUCCUGUUUAUAACUGAGUCAUCAUUUCAGUUGGUUGUCUUAGGUAUUUGGCAGUGUAUUUCAUUCAUUUCCAUUUCUGUAGCCUGCAGGAACAUUUUGUUUUGAGGUACGUCCGGGCUUCUGGUCUUGUCAUUUGAUGACUUUAGCCAGACCUGAGAUUGGAACAUUCUGGUUAACUCAACUUAUUAUUUUAGUGUAAUUUUAUUUGUUGUUUUACAA